CUCGAAUUCCCUGAACUCCAACCUUACCAGGCGUAACUUUUUGCCGAAAGCAAGGACAUCACCGAUCCACAAUGGUCUGGUACAGUGUUCGGCCUGGAGAGCUUCAUAUGCAGGACCCAGUGCUUCUUGCGGACCUCAUUGACGUCGUGAACAGCUCACAACAGCUUGCUCACCCAGGCGAACAGCCGGAUGGCAUGUUUGUGCUGAGGGCCGACACCGUCGACCCCGACUCUCUCUACAUUCACGUCGGGGCCUACACCCCAAAUGCUGAAAACCGCUUUACCUUACGGCUUCUUCGUUGGCGGAUUGACAACGGCGGCGCCGAGGUCAAGCCGCGCGGCGUGGCUGCCGGUUACCAGCCGCUGGACCUCACCCCGGCGCAGCAGGACGUCAUGGUGCGCGCGCUGGACUUCAUGACGGUGCGCUCAGAGCAGAUGAACGCGCUUGCGGAGUUCGGCGGCAACAACGACUUUGUGCUGCUGCCCGUUGGCAUGGCAAUGGCUGGCGGGAUGGGCAUGGGCAUGGGCGCCGGCUUGGGAUUCCAAGGCCUGCCGCUGCUCUGGAAUCCCCCGGCUGUCGUCGGCCACUUUGACGGUGGUGACGAUGAUGAUGAUGAUCUGGAGGACAUUGACAACGACAACGACGAUGGUGAUGGUGAUGAUGCGGACAUGUGGGAGGGCGGCAUGUGGGAGGGCGGCGACGGCGAGGAGGAGGAGCCGUGGGAGAUGGUGGAGGUGCUGGAGGAAGAGUACAACAACGGGGGCGCGGCGCCGGCGGCGGAGUGAGGAGGGUGACGGCGAGUACCCGGAUGCAGCGCCAACAGCAAUUUGAUGGAGAGGAGGGUGUGUGGUAUGACCGGAUGGUAGGCCGAGGUGCCAACAGAGAAGCGGGGGCUAGCGCUGGUGUGAUGGGGCGUUGGCCGCAGAAGGUAAGGCACCGCGUUGGGAGCUUCAACCGGUAUGCUGCCUGACCAUCCGUCCCUUGCCGGCGUACGUCUAUAGUAAUAACGGGAAUUGCGUAUAACGGUAACGACAACGGUAACGGCAACAGUAACGGUAACGUUAACGGUAUCUGUUGUAGUACUGGGACGUGUGUGCCCCGCGCAUGGAAGGUCGCUAGGUAAAGCUGGCGGCCCAUCCAGGGGCUUCAGGGUUUCAGGUGUGUUGAUAAGGCAGGAGGUUGUUUGUCGUCGUUGUUGGCCGCUGGAAUAAGUUACUGCAGCUGUGGGAAUUAGCAUCACGGUUUAUUGACAUGGAUGGGACGCUCUGACCCAGGGGUCACUCACGGUCGACCGGAAGGGUCCGUAGAGCCCCCGACAGGGAGGCGUUAUUUGUUGCCGAGAGUUGCGAAGGGCUUAUGUGCAUGUAGGAUGAGUUGACAUGGGUUGUGCAGGUUGGAUUGGCAUGAGUUGAAAUAUAGCUAGAAGCAAAGCAAGGUGGUUGGGUACGGCAUUUGCCUGCCUUGCCACAUCUGCAUAGAGGCACAUUCAUUUGUAGGUUCGCUGCAUUCGCUGGGAUGUCACGUCUUGCUAUUGCACGUAGCAUGCAUCCGCUACGUUGGGCUCUGUAUACCACGUUUAUGUGCAUGUGUAUCUAUCAUGGUAUCGCAUCAAGGGGUUGAAGAACUUGCUGAUUUUGGCGUUGCGUUGCUCGCUGCGUGGUACAUCACGGUUGCGUUGACACGUCUGACACGUCUGUAGGAUUGUAGCUGUUCUGCUGUUGCUGUAGAUUAUAAAGUUGAGAGCCAUGGCAGGAUCUGAAGACCUAUGCGCUUGCUGUUGUGGGACCGCAUUGCCUUAUCUGCUGGUGCUGCUCGUGGGAAGCCCGAGUCUCCUUUGGUCACCCUUGGUAGUGCCUGACAUUGCUUGGCAGUUUUUUGGCAGAUGCGAGUAAACACUAUGCUUGGCUGGAUGUUUGGAGAAUGCGAAUAAGCACUCUAUGCUUGGGUGUCUGGGACCCCAUACUUUGCAUUUGGUACCGGUUCGCUACCAGGUCAUGUGAAAUACCGGUAGAUAAACGUAUGCUGCGUCGGG
Messenger RNA from Astrephomene gubernaculifera, 2032 nucleotides. NCBI's taxonomy places the organism in Eukaryota, Viridiplantae, Chlorophyta, Chlorophyceae, Chlamydomonadales, Astrephomenaceae. The record is from the annotation of a GenBank genome assembly.